Molecule: messenger RNA, 1356 nt
Organism: Dentiscutata heterogama
Lineage: Eukaryota; Fungi; Glomeromycota; Glomeromycetes; Diversisporales; Gigasporaceae
Source: the annotation of a GenBank genome assembly
AUGACCGAAGAAAUAACUUAUGAUGCCGCCAACGAAAUGGCUACAAGCGAUGCCGCAUCAAUUAUUACAUCGACUUCUUCUGAAUAUGAUCCAGUAAAAGAAAUAGCACUUCAACUUGGUGUUGAAUACAUCGAGUAUCCAGAUUUUGAAGAUGUUGCCACUAUCAAAACAGGAAAAAAUCUUCUUAUAAAACGAGCAAUAUGGAAAGAACAGUCUCAGAGAGUUGCCUUGAAAUAUAUUUUUGGCGCAGAUAUGGAAGAACAACACAAGAAAUUAGAAAAUGAGAUAAUGCGAGCGUUGCAAAACUUGGAUGAUGACAAUUUACUGCAAUUAUAUGGAGUAAGUCAAGGUAAUUGGAACUUUCAUAACGUUUUCAUGGUUUUGGCUUUCUCGUUUCUAACAUGGUACACUCAUCCAUGGUACAUGGUAGACUUGGAGUCAACAAAUUGUAUUCUCGUAUUACAAUACGCAGACUCGGGUAAUUUGCGUGAAUUUUUGGAUCAAAAAGAAUUAUCAUGGAUUGAUAAAUUGCGUAUUUCAAGAGACAUAGCAUACGGAUUACGCCAGUUGCAUAAAGCUGGGGUGGUGCAUGGAGAUUUACAUACACAAAACGUAUUUAUCGAUAAUAAUAGAGCCUUAAUAAGGGCUCCAAGAAUGAUUUCACCUGAUGAUACAUCAUCCACUUACUAUAAUAAAGCACCGGAAACAAUUCCUUACGUGGACCCUAAAAUUGUUAAUGAUGUGACUUCUUUACCAGACCGUUGUUCAGAUAUAUACAGCUUUGGAGUGAUUCUAUGGGAAAUAUCAAGUGACCAAUUACCAUUCAAAGAAUGGGAAAUAUCAAGUAAACAAUUGCCAUUCAAAGGUCAAAAACGUUUAACCGUUGAGGAAAUGAUACAAAUAUCACGUGAACAAACAACACAUAUUGUUCCCGAAGAAUAUAUUAAAUUGUUUCGAGAUUGCUGGAAUGAUGAUCUCGAAAUGCGACCGACAAUUGAUCAAGUUUGUAAGCAAUUGAAAGAUUUACUACGUAAUGAUAUUGGUUCUCAACUGCUCAAAGAACCCCAAAUGGAUGAUUCAGGAGAAGAAGAUUUCACAUUUGAAGAAUCAACACCUCUUCAAUCGGAAGAUAUAAAAGAAAACGGGCAUACAGACACUCAACCAUCACAUCCCCCCGUAUCCGAUGAUCUAGAUCUUCCGCGAAGGUCUACACAAUCGGCUGUCAACCAAAGACAAAAGCGAUAUUCAAAGGUGUUUCAAACUUUCAAAUUCAACUUCCAACAAACAAAAACAAAAGUCUUUGAUGCUUUCUCGAAGAUGUCAUGUUUGAGAUCAAAAACAACUGCUGACAUAUAG